Messenger RNA from Apus apus (common swift), 3709 nucleotides. RefSeq names its product RUN and FYVE domain containing 2 (gene RUFY2). The coding region runs from base 33 to 1346 and encodes 437 amino acids. NCBI's taxonomy places the organism in Eukaryota, Metazoa, Chordata, Aves, Apodiformes, Apodidae. Gene Ontology annotation, cellular component: cytoplasm. The transcript has 13 exons. Gene Ontology annotation, molecular function: metal ion binding. The record is from RefSeq and is a predicted model, not a curated record.
GCGGCGGAGGCGGCGGCUGCUCCGCGCCAGCCAUGGCUGUAAAGGACCCAACAGCUGUAGAAAGAGCAAAUUUACUAAACAUGGCUAAAUUGAGUAUCAAAGGACUCAUUGAAUCAGCUCUGAGCUUUGGCCGCACUCUGGAUUCUGACUACCCACCUUUGCAGCAGUUCUUUGUUGUCAUGGAGCACUGCCUGAAGCAUGGCCUUAAAGUAAGAAAAUCCUUUCUAAGUUACAAUAAAACCAUCUGGGGUCCUCUGGAACUUGUGGAGAAAUUAUAUCCAGAAGCUGAGGAAAUAGCAGCAAGUGUCAGAGAUUUGCCUGGCCUUAAGACCCCGCUGGGCCGUGCCCGGGCCUGGUUGCGGUUGGCGCUGAUGCAGAAGAAGAUGGCUGACUAUCUGCGCUGCUUAAUCCUCCAGAGGGAUCUUCUCAGUGAAUUUUAUGAGUAUCAUGCAUUAAUGAUGGAGGAAGAAGGAGCAGUUAUUGUUGGGCUAUUGGUUGGGUUAAACGUGAUAGAUGCUAACCUGUGUGUGAAGGGAGAAGACCUAGAUUCACAAGUUGGGGUGAUCGAUUUCUCUAUGUAUUUGAAGAGUGAUGAUGAGAUUGGGGGAAAGGAAAGAAACGUACAGAUUGCUGAAAUUUUGGACCAAAAGAAUUAUGUGGAAGAACUGAACAGACAACUGAAUAGCACAGUUAGCAGUCUACAUGCAAGAGUUGAUUCACUAGAGAAAUCAAACACCAAACUGAUUGAAGAGUUGGCGAUAGCCAAAAACAAUAUAAUUAAACUUCAGGAAGAAAACCAUCAAUUAAGGAGUGAAAAUACUCUUAUUUUAAUGAAAACACAGCAUCAUCUAGAGGCAACUAAAGUGGAUGUUGAAGCAGAACUGCAGACAUACAAGCACUCCAGGCAGGGCCUGGAUGAAAUGUACAACGAAGCCCGCAGGCAGCUUCGGGAAGAGUCACAACUUCGACAAGAUAUGGAGAAUGAAUUAGUGGUUCAAGUUAGUAUGAAACAUGAGAUAGAGCUUGCCAUGAAGUUGCUGGAGAAGGACAUCCAUGAGAAGCAGGAUACCCUCAUAGGCCUUCGACAGCAGCUUGAUGAAGUUAAAGCAAUUAACAUGGAAAUGUAUCAAAAGCUGCAGGUUUCUGAAGAUGCUAUGAAAGAAAAAAAUGAAAUAAUUGGUCGGUUAGAGGAUAAGACCAAUCAAAUUCAUGCAACUAUGAAACAACUAGAACAAAGUGACAAAGAUCUGUUAACUCAAACUAGGACUAUUGCAAUGUCAUUCGUCAAGUGUGCCAGCAGUGAAGCUCAGCACCAGUAUAAACUUGUCAAAGAUAUAUCAUUCUGAAAGCUCCUCUGGACCUGCUGUGUUUAAAUAGUUACUGACAAAAUACACCUUAAGACUGUUGAAAUGGCAUAUUUUCAAUAGAAAGUGGUAUUUAGAAACCCUCCACUGUAGCAAAGGGCAGCUGGGUUCAGUUUUGUUUUCUGAAAGCAUCAUCUCUGAGCUCACUUUUACCCCCUUAAAAAAACAAGUUAAAAAAAGUAAAUUAUUGCACUACUAUUAAGCAAAUGUAAGCUAGUUUUCUAAUGCUAUUUAAUCACUUAAGUGUCAAACAAAAUGUAUUUUAAAGUCAGCUAUCUGUACAUUUUUAUUACAUUUGUUUCUGAUCUAGUGAUUUUUCCUAUUCUUUAUGGUACUAACAGAUUUUAAAAGUAGCCCUUCUGACUAAUAUUUCCCUUUCCCCAGAUUAUUUUUUUUCACUUUUAAGCUGUAUUUAUCCCAAAAGCGUGCUCUCUGUUGGGUUUUUUGGUUGUAACUAGCACUGUUUUAAACAGCAUGACAGGAGUCUGGGGAAGGGGCUUGAGUGCUCUGUUAGAACAGUAUGUUUAAGAAAGGAGGGUGGUGUCAGCAUAUGUGCAGUGGCAGAAUUGCAGGGUUUGGGGAUAAAACAGCUAAAGCACAAUUCCAUUUUGCUGAUGUGAUGUGGGGUAAGAUAUUUUCACAGGAUUAAAAUGUGUUUGGAGCCUGGAUGUGGAUGGAGCUGCAGACAGGGAGAGCAGCACAGCCCGGAAAAUUUUGUAGCUGUGACUCCUGCCUAGAACAGCUGCACCCUGGCAGCUAGAGUGGAAGCUGUAGUAAGAAAUAGGGUCUGCAUUCAGGGCCCAGAUCCUGAACUUGUCUGACUUGUUUGUCAGCUAAAGAUCUUGCCUGUCUGUGCCUGUGUCUAGGCAGUAAUCAUAACCUGUGCUUUUGUCCAACCCCUUUCCCCUCCCUCCUCCCAGCAUCAGGCACUCUUUACAAUUCAUGUUUCUGCUUUGAGUUGCUGCUUGCCUGCACUGCAGAAAUCAGAUUUUGGUGCUAAAGUUUUCAGUGGCUUCAUUCAGCUUUUUCUGCCCAGGGAAUUGACCCUGCUUUUCCCAGCAUUCUUCUUUCCAUAUGUAUUUUUUACCCUCUGUGCACGCCCAUUGCAAAUGUGAUUGAGAGCAUUCUUAAAGCAAGUGGGUAUAGCUGAAUGAGAUAGUAUACACUUUAUAGGGUAGUUUAGUUCUAGACACGUUUCACUUCUUUACUGGCAGCUUUUGGAAACUCCUGCCAGUGCAGCUUGAUCAGCAGAAGCACGAAGUGCUGUGACAAAUUGAAGUAGAUAUUGCUGACUUCCUGUUUGUUUUUUUUAGCUGACACUGGGAGUUGUGAGUCACUCACUCUGCAUUCAGGUAGCUGCUGGGAGGUGAGAAAUCAAGCACAGAGAGGGUAUCACAGAUUUCUCCCACCACUUACCUGAGAGGUCCUUGAAACCCUUUUGUUGAGCAUGAUGCAGCAGGUGGGGACAUUCAGUGGUAUCUCACAGGCCCUUUUAUUCUCCUGCCUUUUCGUUAAGACAGGUGUAGGCAUGAUACAAGUUCCAUUGUAGUACCUUGACUUCUGUUACAUUACAUCCAUUUUUUUUGGAUUGAAGAGGUGACCAAGCAGAGAGGAACCAUAGUUAAUUACUGGAUUCCAAGGGGUGGUGCUAGCUGAGGCAGGAACAAACCCCUGUCAUUCAGAAAGGAAAGAUUAAGUAAAUAAAAAACCCCCUACCUCUCAUUUCUUGAUCAGUCAGUUUUAUUUGUUUUGUCUAUAGUAUGGGAGUCAUUUAAACCAGUGUAAGAAUGCAUUAUUUUUAAUACAGAUGGUUUAAUAAUAUGAUGUAGCUGAGGUAGUUCUAUAAAUGUAGUGGGACCUGAGAGGGUGUUUUGUCUUGUAUUAGGGUAGUUAAGGUUUUUUUGCUGUCUGAUUGCAGUGCUCUGUAUUCAGCCUUAUGCCUGCGUGGUUUCGAGCUGCUUUUGCACAACACAUGCUCUGCCCUGUCUUAAUGAGUGAUGAGUACAAGCCUAGUAAUUUUACAGGAUUUAUUUGGAGGGAAAAAAAAUAAAAAGCUUCCAAAAGUAACACGUGAACAUAAGCUAGAAAGAAAAAGCAUUAAGGUAUAUGCUUCAAGUCUAAAAUAUGUAUCAUCAUGCUUUGGCAUCUGUUAUUCAUAAGCAUAAAAUAAACCAGUGAUUACUUCCAGUGAUUACUCUCUUACUGUAUGAAAAAACAGGAGCUACUUCUCUAGGCAUUGUAUGGAUUUCUCGUUUGAGUUUGUGAGUUUCCCCCAAACUUUGUUUUUAUUUAGAAAUGUUUCUAUUUCCCCAUUUUUCUUUUAUUUGUCUUCUUCACCCUCUACA